Molecule: messenger RNA, 1191 nt
Organism: Brassica rapa (field mustard)
Lineage: Eukaryota; Viridiplantae; Streptophyta; Magnoliopsida; Brassicales; Brassicaceae
Product: mitochondrial import inner membrane translocase subunit TIM23-2
Biological process (GO): protein import into mitochondrial matrix
Cellular component (GO): TIM23 mitochondrial import inner membrane translocase complex
Molecular function (GO): transmembrane protein transporter activity
Source: RefSeq, a predicted model, not a curated record
ACAAAAAAAAAUUGGUAAAACUUAAAAUAGGUUACAUUUGUACAUAAUAAAACUUCAGGGUGAAAUUAGAAAUAUCAGAAUCCACCAGCUUGUGGCAAGCGAAAGCCAAACGAAACAAAACCGGGUCUAAUUGAUUAACAAAAGAACUAUGGGGUCAAAUUCGAAUUAAACCGAAUCUGGAACGAACGAGUUUGGUCUCUCUGACAGAACACAAACAAAAUAGUUUACUUUAAUAAGUGAAAAACCCUAAAACACACACACAAACAAAACUCUUUUUAACUCUCUCAUUUCUAUUUUCCCACAACACACAUCGGAGAGAGAGAAAGCAAACUCCAACAUUUCUCCGAUGGCGGCGAACAACAACAGAUCCGAUCACGACUCAUCAGACGAGAACAACAACACGCGUCUCUACAACCCUUACCAAAACUUCGAGGCUCCGAUAAAGUCUCAGUACCUCUACAAGCUCCCCACCUCCCCCGAGUACCUCUUCACCGAGGAGUCCUUAAAGCAGCGCCGCUCCUGGGGCGAGAAUCUCACCUUCUACACCGGCACCGCUUACCUCGGCGGCUCCGUCGCCGGCGCCGCGGUCGGGAUCGUGACCGGGGUCAAGAACUUCGAAUCUGGCGACACGACGAAGCUGAAGAUCAACAGGAUCUUGAACUCCUCUGGUCACACGGGGAGGACGUGGGGGAAUAGGGUUGGGAUCAUUGGGUUGAUGUACGCUGGGAUCGAGAGUGGCGUUGUGGCUGCGUUGGAUAGGGAUGAUGUUUGGACUAGCGUGGUGGCGGGUCUUGGGACCGGGGCGGUUUUUAGGGCGGCGCGUGGGGUGAGAUCCGCGGCUGUGGCGGGGGCUCUCGGUGGGAUAGCGGCUGGUGCUGUGGUUGCAGGGAAGCAAGUUGUGAAGCGGUAUGUGCCCAUUUGAUGAAGGGAGAAAGAUUGUUGCUUUUGAAAUUUUUUGAUAGAGAGAGAGAGAGAUGUUCAAUUUGGAAUAUCAUAAAAAAAAAUGAAAACUUUGAAUAACAAAACCUUUUUAUUUAUAUGAUGAUGACUAUCAGGAAUGGUUAUUGGUUGUUGAUAGUAGUUUACUUUCUGAUAAGAGUUAGUCUUCUUUGCGUAUGGCUAAUGUUUGGGAUCUAUGUGUUGUAUCAGUCUUUGAAAUGGAACUAUUUUCCUUUUUCAAGUUUGUACCUA